UUCCAUUUUGCUUCUCACUCGUCCAUCAAAUUUCUCCAGUUAUUAGGGUUUCAAUCAUUUCUUUGUUUUUUUUUUCUUCUUGUUUUGAAAAUGACUGCGUUGCCGCCGUCGCUCUCUCCUCCUCGUUCUCAGACCACUUGCGCUUCUCUCCAUCAAGAAUUACAGAUAAUAUGGGAUGAAAUAGGGGAAAGUGAUGUAGAAAGGGAUAAGAUGCUAUUGGAAUUAGAGCAAGAAUGUUUGGACAUUUAUAGAAGAAAGGUGGAAAGGACUAGAAAGAGCAAGGCUGAUUUGCAUCACUCUUUGGCUCAAUUUGAAUCUGAAAUCGCCAACAUUGUCACUGCCCUCGAAGAGCAUUCCUUCUCCUUCUCAAGGGGAAAGGGCACUCUCAAGCAGCAAUAUCUUAUAUAAGACCUGUUUUGGAAGAGCUGAGAUCGAAGAAGCAAAGAAUGAAGGAAUUUACUGAAACCCAAGCACAGAUUGCACAGAUCUGUGCAGAAGUAGCAGGCAAUGGUCAGUCUAUGUCGCCUUCUGAUCCACAAGUAGAUGAGCAUGAUUUGACAGUCAAGAAACUUGGGGAGAUUAAGUCUCAUCAACAGGAACUUCAGAAUUAAAAGAUUAUCCGGCUACUGAAAUUUCAUAAUCACAUUAGUAUGAUUCAUAAGCUGUCAGUGGUGAUGUCCUUUGAUUUCUUCAAUACAGUUAGUGGCAUUCAUACGAGCCUGAUUGAUCCUGCAAAUGGUCAAUCAAAGAGCAUCAGCAAUGAAACUCUUGCUAAAUUGACAGGUGUUGUUAAUUCACUGCAGCAAGAG
Hibiscus syriacus is the source of this 809-nucleotide messenger RNA. RefSeq names its product 65-kDa microtubule-associated protein 5-like. The record is from RefSeq and is a predicted model, not a curated record. NCBI's taxonomy places the organism in Eukaryota, Viridiplantae, Streptophyta, Magnoliopsida, Malvales, Malvaceae. Gene Ontology annotation, cellular component: spindle; cytoplasm. Gene Ontology annotation, molecular function: microtubule binding. The transcript is spliced from 4 exons. Gene Ontology annotation, biological process: microtubule cytoskeleton organization. Bases 91 to 408 code for a protein of 105 amino acids.